AUGAUAUACUAUUUUAUUUUUUGCAUUAUUUUGCUAUCAUUAUUUAACAAAAACAAAUAUAAUGUGAUAAAUGUUAACUUAGAAAAAACACAUAAAGGGAGUUACCUAAAUUCGGGAACAUUUCAAAAAAAUACAAAAUCGGCUAGUCGGUUGAACUAUGGGAAAUUUUUUUUUCUCUACCCUCAUAAUGGAAAUAAGUUAACCAGUAAAAAUGUAAAUUAUUUUAAUAAUAUUGUAAAUACUGAUCAUAUUUUUAAAUAUGGAGAUAAGUAUACAUCUAACAAAUUGAAUAAUAAAACAAAACGAGUUUAUUUUGAAAGAAAUGGUAUUAAUGUUCCAAAUGAUGUAGCUAUGUUUGGCCAAACAAAUGUUUACUAUAUAAGAGAAAGUAUAUAUAAUAAAAAUAAAAAUAACUUAAUACCAAAUGAAAUAGAUAGUGAUUAUAUAGAGGAACUCCAAGAUACUGAAUCGAUGGAGUCUGAUCAAACAAAAAGUUCUGAUACCCCCAUGGGUAGUAAUACAUAUAUUAGCGAUACCAACAAAACGGACAAUGAUAUAAACCCUGAUAAUAAUCAAACAGAUAAACAAAAUCAAAUUUUUAGUUACAUAAAUACGGAACGAGAUUACGUUACACAAGUUGGUAACUCUCCACAAGUAAAUGUGUAUGAAAGGAAUUAUAAAGCCGAUGAAAAUAAAUUAAAUCGAAUUUUUGAAAAUAUUAAUGAAGUAAAUAUACAACUAUUGAAAGAUAUAAAAAGUAUAGAUGAUAAAGAAAAAACUUUAAAUAAAAAAGUUAUAGAAAAAGUAAGAGAAGAUAUAAAAAAAUAUCAAGAAACAAAUGAAAUAAUGGAUAUAAAAGGUAAUAUAGUAAAAUCAAAUAUUAGUAAUAAACAUAAAGGAAAGGAAGAUGGGCAAGAAGAUAAUAAUCUUACUAAUUCUGAUAUGGAUGAAGAUGAAAAAAAUGAAGUACUUAAAAAAUUAUAUAUGAUUGAUAAAAAAACAGAUAAAUAUUUAGAAGAAGAUGUUUAUUUUGUUAUACAAUCUUGGCUACCUGAUAUAAAAAUUGAUGACACACUUAUUAUUAUCGAUAAUAUUGAAAAAAAUUAUAAUACCUUUGAUAUUUCAAAAUAUUAUGAAAAAUUUAAAGAAGCUAAACUAGCAAAUAAAUCUUCAGAUUCAAAUCAAAAUAUUUAUGAAAACUUAUCAAAUUUACAAAAUUAUCAACUUGAAAAUAUUCCAAAUAAUAUAAAUGAUGAUACAGAAAUAGAAAAUGAACAUGUACAGUCAUAUAAUAAUACAUAUAAUAAGCUAAAUAAUUAUAACCUUAAAAAAUAUUCAUAUACAUAUACUACUAAUGAUAAUAUGGAUACUAAGUUUAAUAAAAAUGAACCUAUGCCACCAAUAGUUAUAAUUAAUACAAAAAAAAAUUUUAUGGUUCAAGAAUGGGAAAACCGAAAUUUUAAAAACAGACAAAAAAGAAAUAAAUCAUAUGAAUAUACAAGAAUUCAAAGAGCCUUUAGACCUUUUUCUUACAUUGAUUUAAGUGAUAUUUCAUGUAUAUAUAAAAAUAAUUUAUUACAAAUAAAAAUGAAAUUAUCUCAUAGAAAAUAUAAAAAUGAUGUAUAUCCAUUCUUUGUUCCAAUUAAUAAAUAUUCUGAUGAUUUACUCGAUUUUAAUGGAUAUAAACAAAAUGGAGACAAUGCAUGGUCUUUUUUUUGGCACAACUUUAAUUAUGACCAAGACACAGAUUAUAACUUUUUAAACAGAAAUGUUAAACUAAAUCUUACAGAAACCAAGUUUGAGGAAGUUAACAAAAAAAAAUCCAAGAAAAUUAUGAGAAAACUGUUGAAAGAAACCAAGGGCAAAUAA
Molecule: messenger RNA, 1869 nt
Organism: Plasmodium vinckei vinckei
Lineage: Eukaryota; Apicomplexa; Aconoidasida; Haemosporida; Plasmodiidae
Product: conserved Plasmodium protein, unknown function
Exons: 1
Coding region: 1-1869 (622 amino acids)
Source: RefSeq, a predicted model, not a curated record